This is a messenger RNA of Thamnophis elegans (Western terrestrial garter snake), 1534 nucleotides long. RefSeq lists its product as uncharacterized. Lineage: Eukaryota; Metazoa; Chordata; Lepidosauria; Squamata; Natricidae. The record is from RefSeq and is a predicted model, not a curated record. The transcript has 2 exons. The coding region runs from base 281 to 907 and encodes 208 amino acids.
UAACAGGAAUUAAAAUGUUCACAAUAGGCAACCCCGCCAGGUUGCAUGCAGUGGAUAAGCCUGUUCAUUCAUGCCAGGGAUAAGCCCUGACAGCCCUUACUCGCCCACCCACCCCGCUCCUCUGUGAUUCCAGGCAUGCGUAAGAGACAUGUGUGGGGCAGGCCCAGACACGUCUUACCUGCCCCACCCCACCCCUCCCCUGUUAUUCCGCGCAUGCGCGAGGCGCACUUGACAUUAGAAGAGCUGGUUAGUUUGCCUUAAUUUCAGCAGUCUCUUGAAGAUGGCAACCUCUGAUUCCAAAGAUGUUUUUAAAACAACAGCAAAAGCCAGCAUCGAAUGCUCUGAAGAGGAUCAUAUGCCAGAAUGCAACAAACCCUAUAUGGCAACUUCAGAAGGGGAUUUGUUUGAUAUAAAUUUGAUCCCCAAACCUCCCAAGCAUGGGCGUAGAAUAAGAAAAAGACCUGUCUUCAUUGAAGAGAAUAUAAAAUUUUGUUAUUGUAGAUUCUGCAAAAUAUCAAAUGAAGCGGUGGAGCCUCAAAAUGUCAGCAUGCCGCAAGUUCUGAAAGUGUGUGUUAUUAAAAUAAUACAUCAUUGUUUAAUGGGAUGUUUAAAAUCAGAAGAUAAUGUGGAUGGAAACAAUGAAACAGAACUUAUUAACAGCUUAUGUAUUCGGCUUUCUAUGCCACAUGUUCUCUGGGUCAUCAUCAGUAUUACUGACAAAAUGGAUAAAUUAUAUUUCACCCGGGAUACAUUUGACGAUCUCAAGACAUUCAUACAGUGUAUAAAGAAUAGCCAUGAACCGCUGUCAUUAAUGUCAAAGACUGAAGCUGAAUUACCAUUGGCUCUGAAGAGGAUCAUAUGCCAGAAUGUAACAGAAAUUAAUUACAAUAAACUGUUAAAGCUAUGAAAUUUAUAAUAAAAUGUGAUUUACAAAACACAUGAAAGGUGUAUUAUAUUUUUUUCUUUUGCUGACCCUUCUGUUUAAACUUGUCAGAUGUUAAACACAGAGAUACAGUUUAAUUAAAGCUCAUGUGAUAUUACUACAUUAGCUUCUAUUCAAAUGCUUCUUUCAGCUAGGCAGGGCGGGCAGUUUUUGCAUAAGGUGUGAAGAACUCCCCUUUUCUGAUGUGAUUAAUUUGUGACGUCACUAAGGUGUAUAAAAGCAGGAGACUAUACAGGUCUAGUCAUGUUUACUGGUUUCUGGCAUAACCAUACCUCUGGAGCAAUUUGAACUGCUAAGAAGACCCCUGUUCAGAAUGGAAUCUACUAUUGUAAGUAAUUUUAAGCCUAAUUUUGAAACACUUAGAUAUAAAAUGGUUUUUAUAGAGUGGUUGCUUAUUUGUUUGAUUGAAUUUUUUCUUUCACUAGAAUGAAUUGACAGAUUCAGAAUGUUUGAUGGGUGUUACAAUUGUAAGUAAUUUUAAGCCUAAUUUUGAAGCACUUAGAUAUAAAAUGGUUUUUAUAGAGUGGUUGCUUAUUUGUUUGAUUGAAUUUUUUCUUUCACUAGAAUGAAUUGACAGACUCAGAAUGUUUG